GCCUGCCCCACAUUCCUGGUUUAAAGGGCACACAACACAGAGACCUUCGCAAUCAUGCCUGGCCGUAGGCCUUACCGGCAAAUCAUCGACGGCGUGCCUAUGUGCCCUUGGAUCGUCCCGGAAAUAUUUCGAAAAAGCCUCGGAUUUCGUGCCGCCAAAGACGACGUUGUGCAAGUUACGUACCCCAAAAGUGGAACCCAUUGGGUUCAGUACAUCACUCAGCUGAUCCUCGACAAAUCCGGCCCGGUCAAAGGAUACGGUGAAUUCACCCGGAACUGCCGCGGAAUCGAGUACACCGACUGCUCCGACUGGAAAUCCACUCUGCCAAUAAGGCUUUUCUUCACUCACCAGCCUCUUCGAUGCGAGGCCAUGAACGAAGCGGCCAAAUACGUAUACGUCGCUCGAAACCCGUGGGACGUUUGCGUCUCGCUCUAUCGCAUGAUAACGGACGUCAGCCUGUACCAGUUUGAGGACGGCACUUUCGCAGAGUUCUUCGAACCUUUCAUCGAAGGCGACUUGGGCUACGGGAGCUACUUUGACCACGUGGCAGCGGGUUACGCCUUGAAGGACGAACCCAACGUGUUCUUCGUCACCUAUGAAGAACUCAAGGCGGACACCGGCAGCGUGGUGCUAAAGUUGGCUCACUUUCUGGGCGACAGUUACGGCAGAGCCUUGGAAGAGGAUGAAGAGAGGCUGCCGAACAUUCUAGAAUGGUCCAGGCCCCAACAUAUGAGGAAGACGAUGGUGGUCGACUUCAAGGCUAACGAGACAUCCCAGUGGGACGAACUAUUUGCCGAAAAGAAGGCGAGGAGCAAGCAAGGGUACGCAGGAGACAAGCACAGGUAUGCCGUCGUGAAGGAAGCCAGGGUUGGAAGCUGGAAGGAGUACUUCACUCCUGAAUUGCUAGCCCGUUUCGAGAAGAAAAUACAGGAAGAAGGGGGUAAAGCUUCUUUCAUGGAACUGUGGAAAGACAUUCGCGAAGAAGCGAUCGCAUUGUCUUGCAGUAAUGGAUAGUAUAUAUCGACAGUGUGUUUGGGCCUGCCGAAAUUUGGGAGAAUCUAUCAGCGUCAGUAAACUGCACCAAAGAUACACUAGCCGGCUCUUUGCUUACGGCGAGUGUAUUCUGAGAACGCCGUCAUAAUCAAAUGUGGUGUCCCUGUAACCGGACAGUACGGCUUAGUAGUGGUAAAAGGCAAUAAGAAUAUGACACUACUUAUUACUUUCCAGCUUGUCCACCUAAUUAAAUGUUAAAACUAACACUAUGCUAAGCAAAUUGUGAUGAGUGCGUGUGAAAGGCCUCUAAGCAAUUCUAUUUCGGACUCGUUAUUCAGAGGUGGACAUUUCACUUGGAUGCACUCAUACUCCUCACUGUUCACCGUCGUCCCUUCUCCAGAUUCUACAUCGUUAUAAGUGGCCCAUUCCCCACUAUGUCACAUCGGUGAACUUACCUUCACCGAUCUUUCCCAGUGUAACCUCUCCGCCCCCACCUCAUGGUCAAAAAACCUACUAUACCUCACCACUCAACAGUGCAUCGAACAUUUCUGAAUCGACCAGACCCGAACGUUUUUAUCCGGGUACAGGCAGAAUCCGAACCUCUGAAAUCAUAAAAAUAAUAAAACAACACUUGUAACAAGCAAGAACGUCUUGGAACCACAUGCAACAGAUUCAGACCGUUGACUAGUCCUACGUUAAGCACGCAGGGAAGCCUGCACGUAGACUGCUGCGGACAUUAGGUACGUCAGUGGGAAAACAUCUGGUUACAUUUAAUUCCUUGAGCAUCUUUUAAACAACACAUAAAAUUAUGAUUGCGACCGUGGCAGUAUUUGGUUAGUAAAAUUUUAUUGAAGAGGCGCGCUUACCAUUAAUGUCCCGCUUUCUUUCCUGCAUUUUGGUUUUGCCUCUCCAGCAUUCGGAAAAAAACAAGGAAAUUGCUGCCGCUACUGAUGUAGUUGUCUUAAGAAUCGCUGCAGUUUUGUUUCAUUUUCUAAACAUUUAUGUCGCAAUUUAAAACAGUUUUUUGUUCGCGUGUUUUAGGGGACACAAGGGCUGGUAGGGUUAAACAUGAACGUCAAGAUCAACUGAACGCAUAAUGCUAGUGGGAGGUUGAACGUUAUUGUUCUGUUUACUGUCGCGUUCCCUGCAUUCUUUUGCUUUUACAACGACAAUUGUGGAGCAGACAAGCACGUCAUUUACGUGGCCGUGCCCAUAAUAAAAAUUUAAAUCUGGGGUUUUACGUGCCAAAACCACGAUUUCGUUAUGAGGCGUACGCAGUAAUGAGGGACUCCGGAUUCAUUAUGACCACCGGGGAUUCCUUAACGCGCACCCGAUGUAAGGUACACGGGCGUUUUCGCAUUCCACUCUCAUCGAAAUAUGCUGCUGCCGGAAUUCGAUCGCGCGCCCUCGGGCUUACUAGCGCAGCGUAGGCUUACACGUCGCGUAGUUGCGACAGUAGUUGCAAGUGCAUAUAAACAACCCGUCUCGGAACUUUUCCUUAAAUUCAUUACAUUAUAUUUCUUCCGCUUUGUGAAUGGCGCACUGGUAACGAGAUCUUACGAUGAGCCUCUAAAAGAAACACCAUGACACCUUUGAGAAUGUUAGCAUAAACUCCGUAAGUAGGUUUGGAGCGCAAGUUGCAACUUCCAGCCGGUAAAUUGCCUAGUGAACAUUUUGGCUUUUGUCAGCGCAGUCGCGUAGUAUACGCUAAGAGCACUCUUUUAAACAGACCAUCGAGUUAAGAAGGCAUCACGCAAUGCAUUCCCUCCUUGAGCACUCCGUGAAAUUAUGUGAACAAAGCCUUUCGAACACAUCCCACCGAUUCGGACAUCAUAUUCAGUUUUUAUAAAUAAUCUUUCAUAUGUAACAUAAAUAAUUUUAUGUUACAUACGAUAGUCCGGUUCCGUGUUUUUACACCAGAAAGCAAAAAUACUGCAAGGAAACACGCGGUGACGCAUGAACACCGGCCCAAAAGCGCAGAAAGUACAACUGAAACCAAGUUUACUAACUCCGACAACACAGCCGCUUUUGGAUGCGGCUAGGGUGCCUCGAUGCCAGCGCCGCCGUUCAGGGUGGAGACAACGCCGCUGGCGCCGCCAUAU
Molecule: messenger RNA, 3095 nt
Organism: Dermacentor silvarum
Lineage: Eukaryota; Metazoa; Arthropoda; Arachnida; Ixodida; Ixodidae
Product: 3-alpha-hydroxysteroid sulfotransferase-like
Exons: 2
Coding region: 55-1014 (319 amino acids)
Biological process (GO): sulfation
Cellular component (GO): cytoplasm
Molecular function (GO): sulfotransferase activity
Source: RefSeq, a predicted model, not a curated record